Messenger RNA from Torulaspora delbrueckii, 447 nucleotides. RefSeq names its product mitochondrial 37S ribosomal protein uS12m (gene MRPS12). The transcript has a single exon. Gene Ontology annotation, biological process: translation. Gene Ontology annotation, cellular component: small ribosomal subunit; ribosome. Lineage: Eukaryota; Fungi; Ascomycota; Saccharomycetes; Saccharomycetales; Saccharomycetaceae. Gene Ontology annotation, molecular function: structural constituent of ribosome. The record is from RefSeq and is a predicted model, not a curated record. The coding region runs from base 1 to 447 and encodes 148 amino acids.
AUGCCACUGCUCUUUCCAGCUUCUCUAGUGACCCAAAAGGCUACUUUUACCACUACAACAUCAAUGUGGGCAACAUUGAACCAGAUCAAGCGUGGAGCAGAGAAGCCUAAGCGCAAGAACGUCACAGUUUCACCAGAUUUGCAAAGGUGCCCGAUCAGGAAAGGUGUGGUACUCAGAGUUAUGGUCCUAAAACCAAAGAAACCAAACUCUGCGCAGCGUAAGGCCUGCAGAGUAAGACUCACCAAUGGAAACGUCAUUUCAGCCUAUAUUCCAGGGGAAGGCCACAAUGCCCAAGAGCACAGUAUAGUCUAUGUCCGUGGUGGCCGUUGCCAGGAUCUGCCCGGUGUCAAGUACCAUCUGGUUCGCGGAGCAGGCGAUCUCAGUGGUGUGGUUAACAGAGUCACCUCGAGGUCAAAGUACGGUGUCAAAAGACCCUCCAAGGACUGA